AUGUCGCGCACCAUCGCUCCCCACCCCCCUACCACCAAGCCGUACGCCGUCCGCGCCGAUGCUCACCCCAACCCCACGGCUAAGCGCCUCCUCAAGCUCAUGGACCGCAAAAAGUCCAACCUCUGUGUGUCGAUCGACGUGACCAAGUGCGAGGACGCCCUUGAGAUUGUCCGCCGCGUCGCCCCCGCCGUCUGCAUGGUCAAGACCCACAUCGACAUCAUGGAGGACUUUACCCCGGCCUUCACUGCCGAGCUGGCCCGUCUCGCGGACGAGCACGACUUCCUCAUCUUCGAGGACCGCAAGUUUGCCGACAUUGGCAACACUGUCGCUCUCCAGUACUCGUCGGGCGUGCACCGUAUCGCCGAGUGGAGCCACAUCACCAACGCCCACCCCCUGCCCGGACCCGGCAUUGUCACUGGCCUGGGCAAGGUCGGCAAGCCUCUUGACCGCGCUCUCCUCCUCCUCGCCGAGAUGAGCAGCGCCGGCAACCUGGCCGUGGGCGACUACACCCGCCAGGCAGUGCAGAUGGCCCGCGACGCCGGCCGUGACUGGGUCGUGGGCUUCAUCGCCAUGGGCCGCGUGGACUCUGACGGCGACGACGACUUCCUCGUCCUCACCCCCGGUGUCGGCCUCGUCGCCAAGGGCGACGCACUGGGCCAGCAGUACCGCACCCCUCGCCAGGUCGUCUACGACUCGGGCUGCGACGUCAUCAUCGUCGGCCGCGGCAUCUACGGUAUCGAGGGCGACGCCGCCGCCGUCCUCGCCGAGGCCGAAAAGUACCGCGCCGAGGGCUGGAAGGCGUACGAGGACCGCCUUAUCCAGGCUUAG
Molecule: messenger RNA, 828 nt
Organism: Apiotrichum porosum
Lineage: Eukaryota; Fungi; Basidiomycota; Tremellomycetes; Trichosporonales; Trichosporonaceae
Gene: URA3
Product: orotidine 5'-phosphate decarboxylase
Exons: 3
Coding region: 1-828 (275 amino acids)
Biological process (GO): 'de novo' UMP biosynthetic process; 'de novo' pyrimidine nucleobase biosynthetic process
Cellular component (GO): cytosol
Molecular function (GO): orotidine-5'-phosphate decarboxylase activity
Source: RefSeq, a predicted model, not a curated record